This is a messenger RNA of Drosophila gunungcola (fruit fly), 945 nucleotides long. RefSeq names its product moonshiner. The transcript has a single exon. Bases 106 to 663 code for a protein of 185 amino acids. NCBI's taxonomy places the organism in Eukaryota, Metazoa, Arthropoda, Insecta, Diptera, Drosophilidae. The record is from RefSeq and is a predicted model, not a curated record.
UGUUUCGAUUGCGAAAGCGAUCUGACUGCCAUCCUUAGCUUCCAUUACGAAAAGAGCUUAAUUUUGAAAAUAAACUAUUUAAGAUAAGGUCUUACUAACGAGAUAAUGGUUCGACCGCCCAAACUUAAGCCCAGCAAUGACAUCUGGAUCGGGGAGUCGUGCUCCUUUCCGGGGCGCGUGGUGGCGGACACGAUGCGCAGCCUGGGUAACGACCUGGAAGGAUUGAGUCGCAGCGAGCGCAGGACGCUGGGCGCCCUAAAGAAGUGCUGGAUGCAGAAGCUCCUCAACCGCCGGCCGGAAUCGAAUCGCCGCCCGCCCACGCCAAAGAAACGCCGCUGCCGUGCCCCAAAAUCCACCCAAUCCGCCCCAAGGCAGAUGAGGAUGGUCACACCCCCGCCCGCAGAGGAUGGCAAGGAGUGCAACGUCUUCGAGCUGGAGGACGACGCGAUGGUCAAGAAUCGCAUCUGCAUUCCACGCCUGGCAUCCCGAUGGCGCCUGCGUUAUUUCGAGAUCAUAAUGCCCGCCUACGUGUUGAAGCGGGGAUUACUGGAUGAGCACUUCAGCUGGGAGUUGAUGCACCAGGUCAUGGACGCCACCGACGACGAGGGCACCGCCAUUUUCCAGCAGUUUGUGGACAACGUGGUCAAGGAUCUGAGUCCUUAAAGUAUGUUCGUAUAGAAAAGCCCAUUUCACGCAUUAUUUGUGUUAUGUAAACACAUUUUGUAUUCUUUCGAAAAGAUAACUUGUAUUCUUUUGUAAAAGUCUAUCUUGUAUUCUUGUAUUACUUUCGUAAAAAAAGGUCUCUUGUAUUCUUUUGUAAAAGAUAUAAUGCUAACAGAGUGGCACCUAUAUCCCUAAUUAAGAAAUUAUCAAUCCGGACACAGCUUAAAAAAAUAUAUAGAAAUUGUUAAUUUCAUUUUCAUCUUAUGUUAAAUCGAUAUGAUA